Messenger RNA from Candida albicans SC5314, 753 nucleotides. RefSeq lists its product as uncharacterized. Lineage: Eukaryota; Fungi; Ascomycota; Pichiomycetes; Serinales; Debaryomycetaceae. The record is from RefSeq and is a predicted model, not a curated record. Bases 1 to 753 code for a protein of 250 amino acids. The transcript has a single exon.
AUGUCACAUCCCGCAGCCAGUGUUCGAUCUAUUUAUAGUGGGAAGGUAAAUCUCGACUCACCUGACGAAUUGUAUAACCUCGAUAGUAACAACAAUAGCAGUGCUGAUGUUUCGAGUAUUUCCCAGUCUACAUCAUCUACCAACAAUCAAAAUCUACCAAGAGUUCAACUAGAAGAUGUUUCCUCUUCACAGAUCCAACACCGUGUAACGUCAAAGAACUUAAAAAGCCUAGAGAAUAGCACAUUAACUAAGCCUACAUCUAGAUUUGAUAGUAACAACUACAACGGAACCAAUUCGUCACUUGUUUCCACAGAGUCGGAAUACCAGAACGAUUUAAUCGAUGCAGAAUCAUUAGAUACUGAAGGAGACGAUGAUAUCAUUGCAGCUCCACUGCCACUGGACUAUACAGAUCCAUUCUCAAGACCACUUUCACGAAACUCCACAACUAGUUGUCUUUCUACAACGGCAACAAAAGAUGGGAUAGAAGGAAGAAGAUUUCGCCGCCACGGUCCCACAGCUUAUUCAAGUCAUAUCAUAGCAGGUAUGAUGCAGCAGCAACAACAACAACAACAGAAACUCCUUAACCAACAGAAUCCAACCAAAAGUUUGUUAAACAACGAUGAUGAACAUUACACUCUUUUGGACUCGACCAAUGCAAGUGUAGCCAGUCUUCAUCAAACUUCUAUAUAUCCAGGUACAAGAAGUAGUAGCGGUUCUGAACCUACAGUGUCAUCUAAUGUUAAAGAGGAGUAG